Messenger RNA from Seriola dumerili (greater amberjack), 1613 nucleotides. It is a transcript of the gene tmem35, whose product is annotated as transmembrane protein 35A. Bases 89 to 574 code for a protein of 161 amino acids. NCBI's taxonomy places the organism in Eukaryota, Metazoa, Chordata, Actinopteri, Carangiformes, Carangidae. Gene Ontology annotation, molecular function: acetylcholine receptor regulator activity. Gene Ontology annotation, cellular component: endoplasmic reticulum. Gene Ontology annotation, biological process: chaperone-mediated protein complex assembly; positive regulation of protein localization to cell surface. The transcript has 2 exons. The record is from RefSeq and is a predicted model, not a curated record.
CCUCCUCCUGGUGCAUCUUCGCCGGGAAACCGUCUGAAUUUCAUUCAACUCAGUGGGAAGCGACAGGCUACAUGCACGGUACAGAAAGAUGGCCUCACCAAGGACAAUAACUAUCGUGGCCCUCUCUUUUGCUCUGGGUUUGUUUUUCGUGUUUAUGGGAACCAUUAAGCUCACCCCGAGACUAAGCAAAGAUGCAUACAGUGAAAUGAAAAGGGCAUACAAGAGCUACGCCAAGGCAUUGCCAGGCCUGAAAAAGAUUGGGAUCAGCUCAGUUCUGCUUCGUAAGAUCAUUGGCUCUCUGGAGGUGGGCUGCGGUGUGGUUCUCACCCUUGUGCCAGGCAGGCCAAAGGACGUGGCCAACUUCUUGCUGCUGCUGGUCAUGCUGGCCGUCCUGUUCUUCCACCAGCUAGUAGGAGACCCCCUGAAGCGGUACGCCCAUGCUCUAGUCUUUGGUAUUCUGCUCACCUGCCGACUUCUUAUUGCCCGCCAGAGUGAUGACCGGCCAGAGAGAGAGGACAGCAGAGAGGAACAGCACAUGAAUGACCAGGAAAAGAACAAGGUCAAGCAGUCUUAAGAUCUUCUUCCACUUUGGUCCGAGCCACAGCAAAGGGAACCUGGUGCGCCUCUAUGGAUUGUAGUCAUUCAAAUUUUGAAGGAAACAGUCACUUCCAGUAAUAAAAGCCCUCACACAUCCCCCGUCCAAUCCAGCUGGCUGACUGAUUCCUCUCACCUACUCCUCUGCACUCUUAAUGUGAAACUGAGAACUCCUGAUCCAUACAUCCUCUACAUAACUGUGGACAAUCAUACCUGUGGAAACUGAUGAUCUCAGCUCAUUGUCACAAUAGUCAAUCCAUUUUCCCUAUUUAUUUCAGUCCAACUGUGUCUGUGUUUGUGUUUUAACUCAAGUGUGAAUUUCAAUUAUGUUGAUUUGAGAAUGCUAUUUUUCAUGAAAGAAUCUUUGUAGCUCGUUUUUCUAAUUUGUUUUUAUACUGUAGGUGUGAGAGACUGAUAAUUUAUGAAUUUCGGUAGUUCAAGCAUGUUUCAUUUGGUCAAGACAAUAGAACAUAAACCAAAAGGAGCACUGUUGAAAGAAUUUUGUACUAAUCAUACAUGAACUAGUAUUACAUAUCCACAUCUUAUUUUGGUGCAGUGUUAUCAGAAGGCUAUUUUGGAAAGAAAGAAUAUAUUAAUCUUUGUUUCAGUUUUCAUCUCAAUAGAUUUGUGCAGAAGUACGCAUGAAAUCCUUUUUCCUGAAGUAAAAUAAGCUGAAUAGCCUUUUUCCUCCUUUCAGUUCAGUUAUAACAUUGAAGUUGUUUUGCUGGGAAGGACAGCAAGUGCUGCCUCAGGUGUCUGCUGCUAGCUUGCACAGCAGAACAUAACCAAAUCAAUGAAGUCUUUUUGCUUGUUAAAAAUGGAAUUUUACCUUUUGUAAUUCACAGUUGAAAUCUUAAACCUAUCCACUGUCUGUUAACGGUUCUACUCAUCCGUUUGGUUUUAUUUUUCUCUGUAAAGAUAUAAAAAUUAUUCCUUUUACAGUUUUGCUUUGGGGAUAAAACUCUGUCAGUUUUGAGAUUUCACAAUAUUUCUGUAAAUGAUGUACUUAAAAUAAAGAA